AAAAUCCUAAACACUUAAAAACCUGUUACACAAGCCUUCUCGUGAGAGGGACAAAACAGAGGUAAAGGAGGGAGAGAGAGAGAGAGAGAAAGAGAGAUGGUUGUACUUCUUCAGCUUCCAAGAUUUCACGCAUCGGUCUUUCUCACGAAACCACCUUCUCUCUGCAAAACCCAUUUCCAUCUUCUCCUAAAACCCAAAAUACCCAUUACAAUCAAAUCCACUCUCUCAACCAUCUCCGACCCAACGCAAAAUCUCGCUAUCCCGGAGGAAGAGACCCACGUCCAAGUUUCCCUUGAGAAGCUCUUUGUCCCUCCGGAAACCGACGUUCCUUCCGGUAGUUCUACUUCGAGUCUGAGUGCGAGAAUCUUGAAGGGCUCGAAUAUUGUGCUGGCUAAGUACGCGAGGGACGCUCAGAUUUCGCAAGCCGAUUUUGUCAAAAGCAGUGUCAGGACUGAGGAUUGCCCCUCCGAUGGCCUCCCUGAGUUUGCGCUUGUAGGCCGCUCUAAUGUCGGCAAGUCCUCGCUGCUCAACUCGCUUGUUCGCCGCAAGCGCCUCGCCCUUACUUCCAAAAAACCUGGGAAGACUCAAUGCAUCAACCAUUUUAGGAUCAAUGAUAGCUGGUACCUGGUGGAUUUGCCUGGCUACGGGUAUGCAGCUGCACCACAGGAACUUCGCAUAGACUGGGAGAAGUUCACUAAAGACUAUUUCCUGAAUCGACCAACUCUAGUUUCUGUUUUCCUUCUCAUAGAUGCUAGCAUUCCUGCCAAAAAAAUUGAUCUUGAGUAUGCUAGUUGGCUGGGUGUGAAUCAGAUUCCCAUGACGUUGAUCUUCACCAAAUGUGACAAGCGGAAGAAGAAAAAGAAUGGAGGGAAAAGAACAGAAGAAAAUGUGAAUGAUUUUCAGGAGUUGAUACGAGGCUUCUUCCAAACAGCACCACCAUGGAUUAUGACUAGCAGCGUUACCAAUCAGGGUCGCGAUGAGAUACUACUGCAUAUGGCUCAGUUACGGAACUACUGGCUCAAGCACUAGGAAGUACAUGUCAAGCCUUCCUGUCCCAAUUAGUUGAAUUGAUUGCUGCCUAAGCCAGAAGCUUCAAGGAAGAAUAAGGAAGCUAAGAAGCCUCAGGAACAAUAUAUUAUUUUGCCUAUUUCAGACGUGUCAACACACUUCCACGUGGUAGAACCCCAUGUCAACUACGGCCCCAUUAUGUGCUAUUGAGCUCCUCUAAGCCCAUCCUCCAACUUCCUCCUCUCAUUUUCUCAAUGCGCUGGGCCUCAAGCUAGCCAUCAACCUUCUCAGAUUCAGCACGAUGGGGGCUUUAAAGCGGGCUCUGUUGCGAAUGUGGUUUAUUCUUCUUGCUUAUCUGAAUAUUUUGUUACAUCCAAGAAGAAUUAUGUCUCUAAAUACGGUAAUUCCUUCAGCCGUAGAUGUAAAGUUAUGGAUAAUUAUGUCUCUGCAAACACUAAUUUUAUGGACAUAUUACCAUCUCGCUAAUCUGUGAAA
Molecule: messenger RNA, 1503 nt
Organism: Alnus glutinosa
Lineage: Eukaryota; Viridiplantae; Streptophyta; Magnoliopsida; Fagales; Betulaceae
Product: GTP-binding protein At2g22870
Exons: 5
Coding region: 97-1029 (310 amino acids)
Molecular function (GO): GTP binding
Source: RefSeq, a predicted model, not a curated record